CGGCCCACUAAUGGACACAUCGGAUGAAAUCAUAUAUCUAAUAAUCUAAACCCUAAUAUUGAAUCCUCACUGCAGGCAACGCCGCACCGUAUCUUCUCAAUUUCCAGCAGCAGGUAAGCAAUGGCGGUUCCCAAGCUUGAUAAGAAGAUCAUCAAAAAGCGCGUCAAGAAGUUCAAGAGGCCCCAGAGUGACUGGAAGAUAUGUGUCAAGGAAAACUGGCGCAGGCCCAAGGGUAUUGAUUCUCGUGUGAGGAGAAAGUUUAAAGGUGUAACUCUUAUGCCCAACAUCGGGUACGGCUCAGACAAGAAAACCCGUCACUAUCUGCCAAAUGGCUUCAAGAAGUUUGUUGUCCACAACGCCAAGGAGCUGGAAGUCCUCAUGAUGCACAACAGGACAUACUGUGCUGAAAUAGCACACAAUGUAUCUACUCGCAAAAGGAAGGAGAUUGUUGAGCGUGCAGCCCAAUUGGAUGUCGUUGUUACCAACAAACUUGCUAGGUUGCGCAGUCAGGAAGACGAGUGAUAGCUAGUCCCUCAAGCCUUUGUUUUCUAUAAUUUUGAUGUUCAAGAUUCAUAUCACUUCAAAUCUUAUUUUCUUCGUACUAGGUCAAGUUUUGUUGCUGUUGAUGAAAUGAGGGUUAUUUUUCUUUAAGUUA
This is a messenger RNA of Helianthus annuus (common sunflower), 655 nucleotides long. Its product is annotated as 60S ribosomal protein L32-1. The transcript has 4 exons. NCBI's taxonomy places the organism in Eukaryota, Viridiplantae, Streptophyta, Magnoliopsida, Asterales, Asteraceae. Gene Ontology annotation, cellular component: cytosolic large ribosomal subunit; ribosome. The coding region runs from base 121 to 522 and encodes 133 amino acids. The record is from RefSeq and is a predicted model, not a curated record. Gene Ontology annotation, biological process: translation. Gene Ontology annotation, molecular function: structural constituent of ribosome.